AUGGAUAAUUGCUGCGGAACAGAUAGUACAGAUGAUAGGAUAUUCAAUGAAUUAUCUGCCGAUAAUGAAGAUGUUGCACCGAUGGAGGUGGAAUCAUUGUGCGUUAAUUGUCAACGAAAUGGUACCACCCGAAUACUUUGCACAAGGAUUCCUUUUUAUCGGCAAAUUAUUGUAAUGUCAUUUAGUUGUGGACAUUGUGGCUAUAGCAACAACGAGUUACAGAGUGGUGAAGCAGCACAAGAGCAUGGGAUCGAAAUUGUUUUACAUGUACAAAAUUUAUCGGAUUGGAACCGGCAAGUUGUAAAAUCAGAAUAUGCUGAAGUGGAAAUUAAAGAACUGGAACUUAUAAUUCCUCCUAAGUCACAAUCUGGUGAAAUUACGACCGUGGAAGGAAUUUUACAACGUGUGAUUACCGCUCUCAGUCAAGAUCAAAAUCGAAGGCGCCAGUGUUGUCCUGAAAGUGGUAGAAAAAUUGAUGAAUUUAUAAGACGAGUGGAAAAAUUAAUUAAUCUGCAAGAAAAAUUCACUCUGAGGAUAAGAGAUGUGUCCGGUAAUAGUUUUGUUCAAAAUCCCACUCCAUUCCAUGUGGAUCCACAAUGCAUCGUAACGCAUUUUAGCCGAAGUCUUUCUGAUAAAAAAUUGCUCGGAUUUGUGGCUGACGAUGUGGACGAAGAAGAUUCUGCUUCAUUCCAUUCAUAUGAUGAUGCAAAAAACGAAGUGUUGAGGUUUGCAACUGAUUGUCCUAAUUGUGGCGCUCUAACGCAGACAUGUAUGAAACCAACAGAUAUCCCGUAUUUUACAACAGUCAUUUUGAUGUGUACGGCUUGCGAUGCUUGUGGAUGGAAAUCGAAUGAAGUCAAAAGUGGUGCUGCCAUACGAGAACAUGGCUGCAGGUUAACUGUUUUGAUAGAAAAAGACAUUGAUCUUGCGCGAGAUGUCUUGAAAUCAGACACAUGUAGUAUGUCAAUUCCUGAACUUGAUUUGGAAGUGGGUUCUGGUGCCAUAUCAGGAAGAUUUACAACUGUCGAAGGUUUACUUGUGGCUACAAGGGAUCAACUCAAGGAACAAGGAGAGUUUUUCUUAGUAGGCGAUAGUAAGAGUGAAACAGAAAAUGAACAGAUGAAAAAAUUUCUGGAUAACUUUGAACAGAUAUUACGGUUGCGGAAGAAAGUUCGUUUAGUUUUAGACGAUCCAGCUGGUAAUAGCUAUAUUCAGAGUCUAAAUGCCCCAGCGGAUGACAGCCGCUUAAAAAAGGAAUUUUAUGAGCGUACCAAUGAACAGAAUGAUGAACUUGGCUUAAACGAUAUGAAAACAGAAAACUAUUCGGAAUUAGAAACUAUUAAUGAAUGUGAAUGA
Messenger RNA from Cercopithifilaria johnstoni, 1356 nucleotides. Lineage: Eukaryota; Metazoa; Nematoda; Chromadorea; Rhabditida; Onchocercidae. The record is from the annotation of a GenBank genome assembly.